Sarcophilus harrisii (Tasmanian devil) is the source of this 9679-nucleotide messenger RNA. Its product is annotated as deleted in malignant brain tumors 1 protein-like. Gene Ontology annotation, cellular component: membrane. NCBI's taxonomy places the organism in Eukaryota, Metazoa, Chordata, Mammalia, Dasyuromorphia, Dasyuridae. The record is from RefSeq and is a predicted model, not a curated record.
AUGAGUGAGAUCCCAGGAAAUGGAAAAGACAUAUGUUAUUCACUAGAUUUCUGGACUUUUUUCUGGGUCUUCCCCCAAGACUGGCUAACAAUCCAACUAGUGGCUGGGUCUGGAAGGUGUUCUGGACGUGUGGAAGUUUACUUUGAAGGAAGUUGGGGAACAGUGUGUGAUGACUUCUGGGAUCUGAAGGAAGCCCAGGUGGUGUGCAGACAGCUUGCAUGUGGACAGGCUGUCUCGGCCCCUGGAAGAGCCUAUUUUGGCCAAGGGUCUGGCCAGAUUCUUCUGGAUGACGUGCACUGUUCUGGAAGUGAAAGCUACCUAGGGCAGUGCUAUGCGAGCUGGUUUGUGCACAAUUGUGAUCACAAUGAAGAUGCUGGUGUCAUUUGUUCAGAUUAUGAGUCUGAAAUCUCAGGAGCUUCUGGCUUUGAAAUCUUAACACAAUUUUCAGGUGAUUGGCCCCAACUGCAGUUAGUGAACGGGUCAAGUAGAUGUUGUGGACGUAUCGAAGUUUACUACCAUGGCCAGUGGGGCAGGGUGUGCGAUGAUCACUGGGACAUGAAUGAAGCGGAUGUGGUUUGCAGGCAGCUAGGAUGUGGGCGAGCCAUUGCUGCCCCCAUUGAGGCCCACUUUGGUGAAGGCUCAGGAGAAAUUCUUAUGGAUGAUGUGGAUUGUACGGGAAGAGAAAGUUAUCUGGGGCAAUGUCCCCAUGCAGGCUGGUUUCUGCAUAACUGUGGUCAUGGAGAAGAUGCCAGUGUUAUCUGUUCAGGUAUUAAAUUCACAACUCCACCAACAGAAGAUAUUGAUGAGUCAUCAUCUUCUGGGGAAAUAAUUCUACCUGCUGCCAUCUCAACUGCUCCAUCACCUGUAGUUGAUGAUCAUUCAGGGAAACUAUCAGCACUUUCUGCCAAAGAUCCAGCUUCUCCUUCACCAGGAACUAUGGACACAAAUAUGCUUUCAGUGUUGCCUGUUGCAGAUUCAAAUCCUCCAUCACCAGGAAUUAAUGAUAAAUCAAAUUUAAAUACAGAUAAGCCUCCAGUGAGACUAGUAAAUGGGACAGGAAAAUGUUCAGGAAGGGUGGAAGCUUUCUAUGAAGGAACCUGGGGGACAGUGUGUGAUGACCAUUGGGAACUGGAGGAAGCAGGUGUGGUGUGCAGUCAGCUUGGCUGUGGACAGGCUCUUUCUGCUUUCUGUGGGGCCCAGUUUGGGCCAGGCUCAGGGAAAAUUCUCCUGGAUAAUGUGCAGUGCAAUGGAGGGGAAAGUGACCUAGCUCAGUCCUCCCAUGAUGACUGGUUCAAACACAACUGUGGUCACGAAGAAGAUGCCAGUGUCAUCUGUGCAGAAUUACUAUCUGCCAUCUCAGUACCUCCAUCACUUGUCCACACUGACCACUCUAUUACCCAACCAGAGGACCAGCCUCCUGUGAGACUGAUAAAUGGAACUGGAAGAUGUUCAGGUCGGGUGGAAAUUUACUACCAAGGAACCUGGGGGACAGUGUGUGAUGACCACUGGGAGCUAAAGGAAGCAGGUGUGGUGUGCAGGCAGCUCGGCUGUGGAGAGGCUCUUUCUGCCCUCCAUGGGGCCCACUUUGGCCCAGGCUCAGGGAAAAUUCUCCUGGACAAUGUGCAGUGCAGUGGAGAUGAAAGUCACCUGGCUCAGUGUUCCCAUGAUGACUGGUUUAUCCACAAUUGUGGUCACAGAGAAGAUGCCAGUGUCAUCUGUUCAGCAGAAUCUUCCUCCUCCUCCUCCUCAUCAUCAUCAUCAAUGUCACCACUGUCAACAUCAUCAUUACCAGUAUCAGCAUCAUUAUCACCUAUAAAAAUUCCUAAUCCAUCUGAAGACAUGCCUCUUGUACGACUGGUAAAUGGAACAGGAAAAUGUUCAGGUCGGGUGGAAAUUUACUACCAGGGAAUCUGGGGGACAGUGUGUGAUGACCACUGGGAGCUAAAGGAAGCAGGUGUGGUGUGCAGGCAACUGGGCUGUGGACAGGCUCUUUCUGCCCUCCGUGGGGCCCACUUUGGCCCAGGCUCAGGAAAAAUUCUCUUGGACAAUGUGCAGUGCAAUGGAGGGGAAAGUCACCUGGCUCAGUGCUCCCAUGAUGAGUGGUUCAAACACAACUGUGGCCACAAAGAAGAUGCCAGUGUCAUCUGUACAGAAAGAGAAUUCUCUUUGCUUUCAUCUUCUGUAGCAGCAGCAGAAUUAUCACCGUCCUCAUCCUCCUUAUCUUCGUCAUCAUCGUCAUUAUCAUCAUCAUUCCCAGAACCACUUCUAUCAUCUUCAAAAAUACCUAGUCUAUCAAACAAUCAGCCUUCUGUGAGACUGGCAGAUGGGAAAGGAAGAUGUUCAGGUCGGGUGGAAGUUUUCUAUGAAGGAACCUGGGGGACAGUGUGUGAUGACCACUGGGAGCUGAAAGAAGCAGGUGUGGUGUGCAGGCAGCUUGGCUGUGGACGGGCUCUUUCUGCCCUCCAUGGGGCCCACUUUGGCCCAGGCAAAGGAAAAAUUCUCCUAGACAAUGUGCAGUGCAAUGGAGGGGAAAGUGACCUGGCUCAGUGCUCCCAUGAUGAGUGGUUCAAACACAACUGUGGUCACAAAGAAGAUGCCAGUGUCAUCUGUGCAGUUGCUGACUCCCCAGAACCUGCAACAGCCAUAGGCAUGGAGCCUUUGAUUCAGUCAUCAGAUGAUGUUAUAUUAGUGAAGCUUGUGAAUGGAUCUGGAAGGUGUUCAGGACGUGUGGAAGUUCACUACCAAGGAAUCUGGGGGACUGUGUGUGAUGAUCUCUGGGACAAGAAUGAAGCUGAUGUGGUGUGCAGACAGCUAAAGUGCGGUCAAUCCAUUUCAGCCCUGGGAGGAGCCCACUUUGGAGCAGGUUUAGGAAAAAUCCUUCUGGACAACGUGCAGUGCACAGGGAAAGAAAGUCAUCUGGGGCAGUGCCCCCAUGUUGGUUGGGAUGCUCACAACUGUGGGCACCAAGAAGAUGCUGGAGUCAUUUGUUCAGAUGCUAAGGAUCCAGUAAUUCUCAAACCUUCUCCAAGUCCCCAAGAGGCUUCCUCAAUACCCAUACCACCAGAUGAUGUUAUAUCAGUGAGACUUGUGAAUGGAACUGGAAGGUGUUCAGGACGUGUGGAAGUUCACUACCAAGGAACCUGGGGGACUGUGUGUGAUGAUCUUUGGGACAGGAAUGGAGCUGAUGUGGUGUGCAGACAGAUGGAGUGUGGCCAGUCCACCUGGGCCCUGGGAGGGGCCCACUUUGGAGCAGGCUCAGGAAAAAUCCUUCUGGACAACGUGCAGUGCACAGGGAAAGAAAGUCAUCUGGGGCAGUGCGUUCACCUUGGCUGGGAUGCACACAACUGUGGGCAUCAGGAAGAUGCUGGGGUCAUUUGCUCAGGUGAUGAUUCCUCUAAUGCUCCAACAACAGGUGCUGAUUCUUCAAAUUCUCAACCUACAGGGGUAAAAGUGAAGGGGAUCUUCUGCAACCUCCCGUCUACUGCAAAAGUGACCCUGACUAGUCUUCCUCCACCCCCUCGUCCCUCCUACAAUUCUCUGUAUACACUAAUCAUCGAGUCAGACAGGAUAGUGGCUCAUGAAAAUUCAGUCCCUUCUAAACCUCAAGGAGAAUGGGCACCAGUGAAGCUAGUAGGAGGUAAAGGAAGAUGUUUGGGACGAGUUGAAAUUUAUUACCAAGGAGAAUGGGGAACGGUGUGUGACGAUCUCUGGGAUAUGAAGCAAGCAAAUGUUGUGUGCAGGCAACUAGGAUGUGGCUGGGCCAUUUCAGCCCCAAGUGAGGCCCAUUUUGGGCAAGGUUCUGGGAAAAUUCUUCUGGACAAUGUGCACUGUAAGGGAGAUGAAAAUUAUCUUGAACAGUGUUCCCAUAUAGGCUGGCUUUCCCACAACUGUGGCCAUGGAGAAGAUGCCAGUGUCAUCUGUUCAGAUGCUGAAAAUUCAUCUGUUACACUAUCAGGAAAAUCUUCCUGUGGUGGUGUCAUCUCAAAUACAUCUGGAGGAAUUAGAAACCCUCCCCAAAAUGAAAUGCAUGACAACAUAACGUGUAUUUGGGAAAUAAAGACCAAGUCAUCUAAUCACAUAAUGCUGGCAUUUCCUUAUCUUAACCUGGACUGCACUAAUGAAUAUUUUGAAAUCCUGGAUGGAGAUCGAUUUUCUUCUGAUUCCUUGGGGAGAACUUGUAAUGGGACCUACCUCACAUACUCUUCUUCUUCUAACACAAUGACACUUGUGUACUAUCGCAAUUACAACAAUCUAGGAAAAAACUUUGUUGCUUAUUAUUAUUCUGUAGCCAAAGGAAACUGGCCAGAACUGAAACUUGUUGAUGGUCCUGGGAAAUGUGCAGGAAGAGUUGAAGUCCUUUAUCAAGGGAUCUGGGGCACUGUCUGUGAUGACCUGUGGGAUCUUAAUGAAGCAGAAGUGGUGUGCAGACAGCUCAAAUGUGGGCAAGCUGUUUCUGCACUAGGGAAGGCUCAUUUUGGCCCAGGCUCAGGUGAAAUUCUCUUGGACAAUAUGCAGUGUGCAGGAGUUGAACGUUACCUUGGGCAAUGCUCCCAUGCUGGUUGGUCUGAACACAACUGUGGUCACCAUGAAGAUGCCAGUGUCAUCUGCUCAGGUACCCCUUCAUCUGUCAAAAAACCCACUUCCUUCAUUAUAUCAGAAGACUGGCCAGAACUUCGCCUGGUGGGUGGUUCGGGGCAAUGUGCAGGACGAGUGGAAGUCCAUUAUCAAGAAGUCUGGGGCACAGUUUGUGAUGACCUGUGGGAUCUAAAUGAGGCUGAGGUGGUAUGCAGACAGCUGGGGUGUGGACAUGCUGUGUCAGCCCCUGGAGAAGCACACUUCGGCCCAGGCUCAGGAAACAUCCUCUUGGACAAUAUGCAGUGUGCUGGGACUGAAGGCUACCUGGGUCAGUGCUCCCACUCUGGAUGGUCCAACCAUAACUGUGGUCAUCAUGAAGAUGCUGGUGUCAUCUGCUCAGGAGAAAGUAAUUCUUGUGGUGGUGUGAUUUCAAGUCUUUCUGGCUCAUUUUCUAGUCCAUGGUAUCCUGGAAAUUAUCCAACAGACAUACAAUGUGUCUGGGAGAUACACGUAGAUAGGAAAUUCCAUAUUGAGCUCAUGAUUCCAAAUUUGAAGUUGGAAGACAUUUAUGGCUGUCCUUAUGAUUUCAUUGAAAUAUUUGAUGGGCCACAAGUAGCCUCUCUAUCCCUGGGAAGAUUCUGUUCAUCUAUAGCACUCACAUUUUUCUCUUCUUCAAACAUCAUGACGGUUGUGUUCAGAAGUGACUCUAUGAUCACCAACACGGGUUUUUAUGUAAUGUACAAUGCUGUUAGGAAAAAUGAACAGGAAACAAAUAAAGGACCAGAACUGCUCUUUGUUGGUAGUUCUGGGAGAUGUGCAGGAAGAGUUGAGGUUCAUUACCAGGGAACCUGGAGCAGGGGGCAUGACCUAUGAGAUCUGAAUUAAGGAGGAGUGGUAUACAGGCAGUUCAAAAAUGAGAACGCCAUUUCAGCCCCCAGGGAAGCUCACUUUGGACCACGAAGCAUCCUUCUGGACAGCUUACAAUGUGCAGGAAAUGAGAACUGUCUUGGACAGUGUUCCUACUCUGGCUAGUUUCAGCACAACUGUGGUCAUCAUAAAGAUGCUAGAGUCAUGUUCAAGUACGCUGAAAAUUUAAUUCCAAGUGUGACUCCUACACCUCCAGGAGGAACAAACUCUUGUGGUGGAGUCAUCUCAAAGCUUUCUGGCUCAUUUUCUAGCCCUUGGUAUCCUAAAAACUAUCCCACAAAUGUAGAAUGUGUAUGGGUUAUACAUGUGAAUGAGAAAUUCCAUAUAGAACUUCAGAUCCCCAGUCUGAAACUGGAAGAUAUCUAUGGGUGCCCUUAUGACUUUCUUGAAGUCUUUGAUGGCAUGCAAGCUGCCUACCUCUCCAUGGGGAGAUUCUGUGCUGGAACAGAUCUCACAUUUUUCUCUUCUUCAAGCAAAGUGACAAUUGUGUUCAGAAGUGACGCUAUGAUCACCAAUAGUGGCUUCUAUGCAAUGUAUAAUGCUAUUCAGCAAGGUGAACGGGAAGCUGAUAUGUCUCUGAGACUGGUGAAUGGAAGUCACAGGUGUGAAGGUCGUGUAGAGGUAUACUACAAUGGCACCUGGGGGACAGUGUGUGAUGACAGCUGGGACCUGACAGAUGCCCAGGUCGUGUGCCAGCAGAUGGGCUGUGGACAAGCUCUUUCUGCACCAGGACAAAACCACUUUGUGGGAGGUUCAGGACCCAUAAUUCUGGAUGAUGUGCAAUGCAUUGGAAAUGAAGCCAAAGUGUGGCAGUGUAUACACAACGGUUGGUUCUCCCAUAACUGUGGGCACCAGGAAGAUGCCAGUGUUGUCUGCUCAGGUACGUUCCAUUUGGCACUGUCGGUGCCCUCAAGGAGUAGUUGAAAAGAUGAAAAUUUCCAUUGUGGUGGCUUGCUCACAAAUUCUUCAGGCUCUUUUUCCAGUCCUUGGUACCCUAAAAAAUACCCCACAAAUAUAGUCUGUGCCUGGGAAAUACAAGUGGACAGCAAGGCUCAUGUCAAACUCACAUUUGAAGUACUAAAGAUGGAAAACUUCUAUGGCUGUCCUUAUGACUUCGUAGAAGUAUUUGAUGGUCCCCAAAGCACGUCCUUUUCCCUGGGGAGGUUUUGUUCCAGCACCACCCCAAUAUUUACAUCUUCCUCCAAUAGUAUGACUGUUGUGUUCCACAGCGAUGCCAUCAUCACCAAUAUUGGCUUCUACGCUUCCUACUACUCCCUAGUACAAGAUGAAAAUGAUAGUGAUAUUUCUCUGAGAUUGAUGAAUGGAAGUCACCGAUGUGAAGGACGAGUUGAAGUGUACUACAAUAACACCUGGGGCACAGUGUGCGAUGACAGCUGGGACCUCAGAGACGCCCAGGUUGUGUGCAGACAGCUGGACUGUGGGAGAGCUAUUGCAGCCCCAGGACGAGCAUCUUUUGACCGAGGAUCAGGAGCUAUUGUUUUGGAUGAUGUGGAAUGUGCUGGAAAUGAAGAAAAACUAUGGCAUUGCCUUAACAGUGGCUGGUUCUCCCAUAAUUGUGGCCAUCAUGAGGAUGCUGGAGUUAGCUGUUCAGGUGCUCCAUCCACUCCACCACCUAGCUUUCCCUGUCCUGAAUUUUUGCAAGCCAGUCUCACCUCAAGUUGGCUCUGUCAUCUCUCAAUCCAAGGUCCAGGUAUCAGGUUAGCAGCUGGCCAGGACAGAUGCCAGGGGCGUGUGGAAGUUUAUCACAAUGGCACCUGGGGGACCGUAUGUGAUGACAACUGGAACAUCAAAAAUGCUCAUGUCGUCUGCAAGCAGCUGGGCUGUGGAGCGGCUGUGGAGUCUCUCCCAGGAGCCAGGUUCGGCCCCGGCUCUGGCAGCAUUAUCCUGGAUGAUGUUGACUGUACAGGAGAGGAAUCCUCCUUAGAAGAGUGCCCUCAUAAUAACUGGUUUUCCCACAACUGUGGGCACCAUGAAGAUGCCAGUGUAAUCUGUUCAAAUUUACCAGUAAUAAGGCUGGUGAAUGGGAGGAACAAGUGUGAAGGUCGUUUGGAAGUUUAUCACAAUGAAACCUGGGGGACUGUAUGUGAUGAUCUCUGGAGCAUCUCAGCUGCCAGUGUGGUGUGCAGACAGUUGGACUGUGGGCUUGCCCUCUCUGCCCCAAGGAACAGCAUGUUUGGCAAAGGAUCGGGCAGCAUUUUACUAGAUGAUGUACAAUGUGAUGGCAAUGAGACUAAUAUUGGACAGUGCCAUCAUCUUGGUUUAUUUGUACAUAACUGUGGCCACCAUGAAGAUGCUGGGGUUGUUUGUUCAGACUUGCCAGAUGUCAGACUGGUGAAUGGAAGAGACAGGUGUGAAGGACUCCUUGAAGUGUAUUACAAUGGGACAUGGGGGACUGUGUGUGAUGACCUUUGGGAUAUCCAUGCAGCUCAUGUGGUGUGCAGGCAGCUGGACUGUGGAGAAGGGAGAAGCUCCAUGAAGAAUGGAUAUUUUGGGGCUGGCUCAGGAAGCAUCCUCCUGGAUGAUGUGCAAUGCCAAGGAAAUGAGAACAAUCUAGGGCAAUGUCGCCACCGUGGCUUCUCUGUCCACAACUGCGGUCACCAUGAAGAUGCAGGAGUGAUUUGCUCAGCAUCCACGACAGAAACGACCACUUUAUCUGCGUCUAUCACAGAAGUGAGCACCUUAUCUGAAUCUACCACAGAAGUUACCUCUUCAUCUGAUUUAGUCAGCCCUAUUUCUGACAGUCAGGCAUUUGGUGAACAAUUUCAUGCUAGUCUUCUUGUGUUCUUCGUGAUUUCAAAAAUGUUUAUGGAAGAAGAAUCAGCCACAGAAUCGACCAUUUCAUCUGUUACAAUCACAGAAGAAGCAACUUCACCUGACCCAACUUCAUCCUCGACAGGAUUGACCCCUUCACCUGAUUUGCCUCUCAGACUUGUGAAUGGACGGAACCGGUGUGAGGGUCGGAUUGAAGUCCGUUAUGAUGGCAUAUGGGGCACCGUAUGUGAUGAUCAUUGGAAUAUAAAGAAUGCACGUGUCGUUUGCAAGCUGCUUGGCUGUGGCAGGGCUGUAGGGGCCCCUGGACAUGGUCGCUUUGGGGCAGGAGUGGGAGAUAUAUUGCUAGAUGAUGUGCGCUGUGUGGGAAAUGAGGCUUCUUUAGAGCAAUGUCAUCAUUCAGGUUGGGGUGUCCACAACUGCAAACACCAAGAAGAUGCAGGAGUCAUCUGUACAGCUUUAUCCAGCUCUGUUGUACCCAAGGAACACGCCCAGCUUGCUUGCUUCCCAGAUCGAUUCCAGGCUGUCAUUGACCGAGGAUAUCUUCAGCAACUAGGCUACUCUCCCUGGAAUGCACACUCAAAUGACAGGUUGUGCAGACCACAGGUUACAGGACGUUUUCUUAUAUUUAACAUACCUUUUGGCAGAUGUGGGACAGUCAGACAGGACAGAUUCGGUUCCAUCAGUUACUCCAACUCCAUCAGAACCAGAACCCGGGUCCAUCCGGGCCGCAUCAUUGUAAAGCACAGGGUGCCGCAGCUGAAAUUCACAUGCAACACCCACCAGGCUCCCGUGGUUGAGAUCAUUCACGCAGCUAACAGCCCCAGUGAGAAUGGCCAAGUUGCCAACUAUGAUGUCUCCAUAACAAUUUUUGAGCCAUCACAACUCCAGGUUCCAGAGACCAUGACACCGUACCAGGCUGGCCAGAGGAAAGAAGUCUUUCUUCAAGCCACUCUCCAUAGCCCAGAUCCCAACCUAAUGCUGUUUGUAGAUACGUGUAUGGCUUCCCCUGAUGCCAAUGAUUUUUCAACUGUGAACUAUGUCUUAAUCCAGCAAGGAUGCAUUAAGGACAAGUCCUUUGCAAACCUCAACUCUCAGCACAAGAAUGUGGCACAGUUCAAAUUCAACGCCUUCAACUUUCUCAACAACUAUGAUGUGGUUUACCUGCAGUGUAAGGUUGUGGUGUGCAAGGCAGACGACCACUCUUCCCGAUGCUACAAGGGUUGUAUGGGUCGGAACAAGCGAGAUACGAGUGACCCGGGAGAAACAGAAGCUGCAAAAGAAGGAUAUGAAUUUAUAGGACCUUUGGAGAUACUGAAAGGAGUCAAUCAGAGCAGGAGUCUACCAUGAUUUCUCCAGUUUUUCACAAAAAUUAGUUUUGAAAUUA